AUGGCCAUCCAGGAGUAUUUCACCAGAAUUUCUUACCGGGGCUCCUACGAUAAUCCGGACCUGCCUACCUUGACGGAUAUAUUCCAGCAUCACAUCCGAGCGGUCCCUUUUGAAAACCUCAGCAUCCACUGUGGGGAAAGCAUCGAGCUGGACCUGGAAGCCAUUUACAACAAGAUAGUGAGGAAGAAACGCGGGGGCUGGUGCAUGGAAAACAACCACCUUUUAUCUUGGGUCCUGAAAACCCUCGGCUACAAUGUCACCUUUCUGGGAUCAAAUGUUUAUGUCCCGGAGUACGAUGCGUAUGCAGAUGACAUCGAUCAUCUGCUGCUAAAAGUGGAGCUUGAUGACAAAUCCUACAUUGUGGAUGGCGGGUUCGGGAUGGCUUACCAGAUGUCAGGGACAGCCCAGCCGCAGACCCCUGGGGUCUUUCGGUUCCUGGAGGAAAGCGGGGUCUGGUACCUCGAGAAGGUGAAAAGGAAGCAGUGGGUUCCCAAGCAAAGCAUCUCCACUUCCCGUAACGUGGAAAAAGAAGUUUGCCAUCGGGUUUAUCUCUUCACCCUUCAGCCACGAGACAUCGAAGACUUCAGAGCCUGCAACACCCACCUGCAGACAGCGCCGGACUCGCUGUUUGUGACAAAGUCUAUCUGCAGCCUGCAGACCACCGAUGGUGUCUGGGCUCUGGUGGGGUGGAAACUCACUGAGAUAAAGUACAAUUAUAAGGAUAAUAUGGAUCUGGUGGAAAUCAGAAUCCUUGCAGAUGAAGAAAUGGAGAAAACACUGAAAGAGAAAUUCAAUAUAACACUAGACAAGAAAUUUGUACCCGUCAAUAGAAGCAGGUUGUCUCUGUUUUAA
Fulmarus glacialis (Northern fulmar) is the source of this 852-nucleotide messenger RNA. Its product is annotated as arylamine N-acetyltransferase, pineal gland isozyme NAT-3-like. The record is from RefSeq and is a predicted model, not a curated record. Gene Ontology annotation, molecular function: acetyltransferase activity. Lineage: Eukaryota; Metazoa; Chordata; Aves; Procellariiformes; Procellariidae.